Molecule: messenger RNA, 8108 nt
Organism: Esox lucius (northern pike)
Lineage: Eukaryota; Metazoa; Chordata; Actinopteri; Esociformes; Esocidae
Gene: mical1
Product: microtubule associated monooxygenase, calponin and LIM domain containing 1
Molecular function (GO): FAD binding; protein binding
Source: RefSeq, a predicted model, not a curated record
CUUUAUACAUGCGUGCUGUGCCCACGCCGGUGAUAAUACCUUUUUCUUUCGCGAAUUCCCUUUUGAACAAAGACGGAUAUCGGCUACCCAACUCUUCUGACGUCAGGAUUAUGCUCUAUUUGUAAAUGUAUUGAACACCGUCAUUUAUUUAUAUAUGUUAUCCUUUAUUUGAUGGUUACGCGUUUGGAAACGUAGUUGUUAUACCGAAUUCAGUGAGACACAACCAGUAGGCCUAGUAUAUCCAGUAAUAUUCUCGAUUGUACUUGAAAUAUGAAUCAGGAUGCUCUCUUGGAGGGGAUUGACACACUAUAUUAAUUUUCAGCAACACAUUUACAUGAUUUCAACAUCCCGCCUUUACAUGAAGCAAGAUGAGUUGUCCCCGUCUUCUUUUCUUCGUCAAUAACAGUCUCUCUCACCCUUCUCGCUCUAUUGUCGCCGCCCAUCCCGCUCCAACUUUACGCUGCUCUGUCAUGUUACAGAGAUAUCCAGCAGCCUGACUGAUAUACACCGCGCUGGAUGCUUCUUUGUUCACAACGGACACAUGUGACGGUUGCAGCAUACUCAACCGCAAGCUGUAGCAUGGAUAUGUGUGGAACUCCUCAGUCAAGCAGUGUUGCGUCCUUGAUUACCAGUAUUAGGAAGAGACCAGAACUGUCUACUUGAUCUUCCAUGCUACAGCCAGCACUGCACUAAAGCUGCUCACCCUCUUUCGACAGUAAAAGCAAUAAACGUCCGACAUUCUGAGCCAGGGCUCAUCAACUCAUUACUAUGGCCAACCAGGACCCUGCCAACCGGUCCCAUGCCUUGUUUGACCAGUUCGUCCAAGCCCAGACGUGUAAGGAGGUUCAGCGUACCUUCUCAGAACUCUGCCAACACCUGCAAGUGGACCCCAGGCAAUACCAGAGCUUCUACACCAAGCUCAAAGAGAGCCUCAACUACUGGAAGGCCAAGGCCCUUUGGGUGAAGCUAGACAAGCGAGCCCAACACCAAGACUAUCAGCAGGGCAAAAUCUGUGCCCGAAACAAGUGUCUGGUGCUGGGCGCCGGCCCGUGUGGGCUGAGAACCGCCAUAGAGCUGGCUCUUCUGGGGGCUCAGGUGGUGGUCCUGGAGAAGAGGGACUCGUUUGCCCGGAAUAACGUGCUACACCUGUGGCCUUACACCAUCUGCGACCUCCGCGGCCUGGCGGCUAAGAUGUUCUACGGCAGAUUCUGCACCGGGGCUCUGGAUCACGUCAGCAUCCGUCAGCUGCAGCUGAUUCUGCUGAAGGUGGCUCUCCUCCUCGGGGUGGAGGUUCACACUAGGGUGGAAUUCAAAGGCUUUGUGGAACCGACCGGAACCACGGGCUGGAUGGCCACGGUGCUUCCUGACAAUCACCCUGCUGGGAAGUUCCAGUUCGACGUCUUCAUAUCUGCAGGGGGGGGGCGAUAUGUUCCCGACGGCUUCCGGAGGAAGGAGCUGCGGGGAAAGUUGGCCAUCGGCAUCACGUGUAACUUCAUCAACCGUCACACAGCUGAGGAGGCCCAGGUGGCGGAGAUCAGCGGUGUGGCCCGUAUCUACAACCAGAAGUUCUUCAAGGACCUUCAAACAGAGACGGGCAUUGAUCUGGAGAACAUAGUGUACUACAAAGAUGACACGCACUACUUUGUAAUGACAGCCAAGAAGAAGAGUCUGUUAAUGAUGGGGGUCAUUAAAAAGGACUUUGCGGAUGCCGACCAGCUCCUGGCCCAAGCCAACGUGGACCAUGAGGCCUUGCUGCGUUAUGCUCACGGCGCCGCCCACUUCUCCACAGGCCGCCGACUGCCCAACAUGACGUUCGCCAACAAUCACGCCGGCCAGCCCGACGUGGCUAUGUUUGACUUCACCUGCAUGCACCGCUCGGAGAAUGCCUCGCUGGUCAGAGAGAGGAGAGGAAAGAAACUCCUGAUAGGCCUGGUGGGAGACUGCCUGGUGGAGCCGUUCUGGCCUCUGGGAACAGGUAUUGCUCGCGGGUUCCUGGCUGCCUUCGAUGCAGCAUGGAUGGUGAGGAGCUGGGGAAAGGGUAAAGCUCCCUUGGAGGUCCUGGCUGAACGGGAGAGCAUCUACCAGCUGCUGUCCCAGACCACGCCAGAGAACAUCAGUAAGAACUACAGUGCCUUCAGCAUAGACCCAGCAACCCGCUACCAGCACAUCAACCUUAAGUCCAUCAAGACCAAUCAGGUGCAACAACUCUAUGACGUGGAAGACCAUCUUGAUUCCGGUCGACCCACCAAGAAGCAAAAGAACAGGCUUUCUCACCUGCGACAAGACUCGGCUGGGGCGUUUCAGGAGCUGUUGACGUGGUGCCAGCAGAACACGGCAGGGUACGACCGGGUGAACGUGACGGAUCUGAACCAGUCCUGGGCGUCUGGCCUGGCGCUUUGUGCUCUCAUACACACCUUCAGACCCCAUCUCAUUGACAUGUCCUCUCUGAAUGAGUCGGAUGCUGUCUACAAUAACCAGUUGGCCUUCAGCAUCCUGGAGAGGGAGCUGGGAAUUCCUCCAAUCAUGUCAGCCAGUGAGAUGGCUUCCAAGGGACAGAUAGACCAGCUCUCCGUUGUGCUCUACCUGACACAGGUCCAACGUGGCUUCAGCGAAAGGACACCCACUGAAGAACCUCAGGGUCCUCAGUUGACCCCGUCCAAGUCCUUGUCUUUUCAGUCAGCCGUGUUGUUCCUCAACAAGCUCAAGCACAACUCUCUGCAGAGACGCAAGGAGAAACUGGCCGCUAGGAAAGAAGAGAAAGAAGGGGUGAGGAUGGGAGAUGAGGAAGAGCCUGUAGCGCCCCUCUCAACCACCGAGGUGACUUCUAACCCCGAAGCCCACCUGGGUCCUAAACUGAGCCCAACGUCAGGCAUCAGCGGCACUGAGGAGUGUUAUUUUUGUGGCCAGCGGGUCUAUGUUCUGGAGCGGAUCAGUACAGAGGGCAAGUUUUUCCACCGUAGCUGCUUCACCUGCCAGCAGUGUGGGACCACCCUAAGACUGGGAGGAUACACCUUCAGCCAGGAAACUGGGAGGUUCUACUGUGAGCUGCACUCUGAACAACUGGAGCUGGAGAACAGGAAGGAGUCCACAUCCGUGCAGGACUUCGGAGACCACACAGAGAAUAAAAGGGGUGUGAAUGGGAUCUCCUGUGAAGAGCACUCACCAUGUCACUCUGAGGAGGAGGAGGAGGAGGAUGAUGAUGAUGACGACGGUCAGUACUAUCUAGACUCAGGUCCUCCUAAAUCCACAGAUCCUCUGAGACAGGACGACCGCAGCAGCAAACAGUCUGACCAUGUAGAGGAGCCCUCUGUCCAACCACUAUCACCCACAGAUGACCUCACAGCCAAAGGCCUUCAGGUCUGUGUGAAAGAGGAGGAGCGUGUUGAGGAUUCCCCCUCAGACCCCCCCAUACCUGUGCCAAAGCCUCGGCGCUCUCGCUCAUCCUCCCCUCAGGUCUCCCCUCCCGUACCCAAGCCACGGACGGUCGUCCUCACCCCAAAAAAGGAGACAACACCAGCUGAAGUAGUUCAAGCGCAGACCCCAAGCACAGGAGAUAAAAGCGCCCCAACAGCAGACCCUGACUCAAGGCCGAAGCAAUCCCUGAGGAAGCUGAAACUAACGAACGAGGAGAAAAACCAGCUGGUAAACCUGAGCUUCAGUCUGGACUCGGACUCAGAGACACCCGUUUCUUCCUCCUGCUCCUCUUCUUCAGCCACGGUAGCGGGGCCCAGCCCCCCCAAACCCUUAGACGGCCUGGAGGAGGAGGGUUACUGGAGUGGGGGGCCGGGGCCUGCAGGACACAUCCGCGAGCACCGGAACCGUCGCUGCUUCAGGAGGAAGGAUGGGCCGGGGGCGCCCCAGGGGCAGCACGCCAGGGUCCGCUCCAAGUUCUCCCCCUGGAACCUGUCCUCCCCUCGGCUGGGAAGGGACCACCGCUUCAGCAUCCUCAGUAGCCACCCGGAAAUACACUACGAACACAGUGUCUCUGAAGAAGAUGGAGCUGAUGGUGAUGAUGAUGAUGAUGAUGACGACGAGGAUGAGGAUGAAUUGGACAUGCUUGGAGUAGAUGACUUGGAUUUAUUUAACAGUAAGUUCCAGGACAUCCCAUCAGACCCUGUGGAGGCUGAGAAGAUGGAGCUGCUGAAGAUGCGGACUUUGGAGCGCCGGGCCAAGACAUGUGAGAUGCAGCGCUUCCACAGAGCACAGUCCAUACAGAGGCGCCUGGAGGAGAUUGAGGUGACGUUUAAAGAGCUGGAGGAUAAAGGUGUGGUGCUGGAGCAGGUUCUCAGAGGGGAAGAAGGCAGCAGUGGUUCUCCAGAGAUGAUUGACCAGUGGAUCCACCUGGUACACCAGAAGAACGCGCUGGUCUCGGAGGAGUCCGAUCUCAUGGUGGCAUCUCGACAGCUGGAGCUGGAGGACAAACAGAGCAUGCUGGAGAUGGAGCUCCGACAAUACAUGGAGCUAAAUGAUUCUGAGAAGACACCGGAGCAGCAGGCGGAAGAGGAGCGGGUGCUGCAGGAGAUGCUGGAGGUGGUGGACAUGAGGGACUCCCUGGUGGCCUUCCUGGAGGAGAAGAGGCUGAAGGAGAUGGAGAGUGACGAGCAGCAGGCCACCUCACUUUUAGAGGCCAAGAGACAUUCGACAGCCUCUGCGGGGGCACAGGUGCACUGGGCGUGAGAGUGACACGGAUAUUGGACUACACACACACAUCACAAGACCCUAUACACCCCUUGCACAGUCUAAUAAUGAUUACAUUAGGUUUACUACAUAAAAUGUACAUUCUCAGAGUAAAAUAAUUAUUUCCACAGAAAUAAAAUGGAAGAUUUGAUUGUGUUAUGUUAUUACACCGCAAAGGUAAUCAUUGGUGGGAGCACCAAUCACAGUCAUUACCGUGAAAAAUAUUUUGGAAUAAUAUUCUUAGCUUUGGUUUUGUCAAGUUUAGUAAAUUUGGUUAGGAAUUAUUGAUGGACAGCGAUGUUCAAACCCUGUCUCCAAUUUUCUAGCAAAUGUUAGGACGGAGAUUGGUCCACCCAGUAACACUUAACACCUCUUGGAAAGCUGUUCUACUCAGAUUUUGUCCAAAGAAAUUAGCUAGUUGUCCUGCUGACAAACAAUCCCAGGGUUUCCAUUUAACCUUCUAUCUGGGGUUUGGUACUUAAAUUUUUCUUUUGAUCCUGAUAAACUUCUUAGUCCCUACUGAUGACAAGCAUACCCAAAGAACGUGUCUAAUAGUUUAAAAUACAGAGGGUCACUCCUGCCUGGGAUUUGAGGCUAACCUGUUAGUGUAAUUUUUGCGAACAUUUGAAUAGUUUUAUGCAAAAGCAAACUAUAAAAUCACCAAGGUAACUGUGUAAUUAAGGCAAUGUUUGUGGUACUUUUUUGGUAUCAUCCUCAUAAUCUAGCCUUCUUUAGUCCAACAGCUGAUUCAUGCAUGUAUUUGACUGGCUGCUGAAAUUACUUUCCACUGCCUAGCUCCACAAAGUUUGACAAGGAUCAAAUCUCAUAAACCCCCCCCCCCCCCUUUUUUUUUUUUUAAAUGACUGAAUUACAUGUAUUGUGUUACGGUAUCUUACAGUUUGCAGUUUAAUAUAGUUUGCAGUUUUAAUAACGAACUGCCUAUUCAGUAAACAAACUAACUGCUACUUUAUAUGAUGAGCGUUAUUUUACUUCAGAAUCAACAGUUGUAAUCUAUUGGCUUGGUCUUAUUUUUUAUAAUAUUGUCUACAAUGAAUUGAAAACAUUUCUUUACAUUUUCUUGGUAAGAGCACAUAGAUGAAAUUAAGUGACUUGUUAUACGCAGUAUAGAUGGUGUAUAUUGAGUUUCAAGCUUUAGGUUUACAUCUUUCCCUUUGAAGGGAAUGUUGGCAUAAUUUGUGAAUUGUUUUGUGGAGAAAUAUAUUAUUGACUGGCUGGAAAAAUAAUUUGAUGCGUAAUGCAAUCAAGUCAAUCUGCUGAAGUUAGCAUAAGGGCUAAAUAUGCAAGCUUAGGUAAUGGGAAAAGCUAACCCAUUUAGAACAACUUUAAUUGGCUGAUGCUUAAACAUGACCCUUACAUUUUUCUAAUGUAAUGUUUGCCCCCAAUUCUGCAUCGUAACUGCAGGAAAUGUCUAUAAUAUAGUACCAGUAAUAGUGGAAUGGUUUGUUUCACAGUAUCACCUACCUGUCAGUAUUGUGUUUGGCUGUGACAUUAGCCAGUUGGCACUCAGCUCUGGGGAUGAAGGAGUUUGUAAAAAGAGUUCAAUAUUCUGCCGUACAAUUUCUCACAUUCUUAAGUUUUCCUUAUUGCCCCAGUCUCCAUUCUGAUUAGUCUACUUAAAAAAUCUGAAACAUGGUUUGAACAUUGAUGUUUCUCAACCAAAUGUACUAAGUUUGAGCAAUUUAGACAAAACCAAUGGAUGAAUGAUGCCCUAAGAGUUGUGCAAGGGUUGAAAAGGAUUCCAAAUGUCAAUAGUACUUCCAUCAUUUAAUAGCUCUGGUGUUUCAAGACAUAUUUACACAAUAAAUACAUCCUGAUUUUGUAUUUAUAAAUUUGAUAAGCAUUACAAAACUAUUUCACUUUGAAAAUGGGAGUACUUAGUGUAGUAACUGAUUUAUCUUUAAGGAGUGUAUAGAUGCAUUAACUGAAUACAGUAACAUACACACGUAAGCGCAGGGGGACACACACAUACAAACAUCCAUAAAUGUAUUGAAAGAGACUUGCUGCUUAGAGACUCACACCUGUCAUUUUACAUUUGCAAAGCCAAAGAUUGUUGAGCCACAGUGUUCUGACCAACUCCAGAGUUAACAGAGAAACUGGCCUAAAGAUACAAUCUAAGAUGCGUCCAGUGACGACCCCCCCCCCCCCCCCCCAGAUGAUCUCACACCAACCCUGACUGCAGAUGUGCAGACCCAAACCAAGGAGUUGAGAACCCAAUCACAGGUUCUUAAAGGGACAUCUAAUUUAUUUGCGUAUUAGACCUAAUUUACCACACGUUUAGUGCCGUAUCAUCAUCCAGACAGUUUUGUUCUGUGAAACUUCCAUUUUUGAGCUUCUCUGGCUGACUUGAUCACUUGAAUGAGCUAUAAUAGUGGAUGGACUCAACAAUAAAACCACUACAAUGUGCUGUUAAACAUCCCCACAAGAAACUCUACUGCCAUCUCCUGUUUUUGUGGGAUGUACACAAGGCAAUACGGAAACACUUGGGUAUUUACAAAAUUGUGAGAUUUUGGUUGUCAAUGUAAAAAUUUGUGCAAGCUUACUUCCUGUUAUGGACGGGUCGAUUAGUGCAGUUUGAGUUGUACAUGUUCAUGUUCAUACUAAUGGAAAUAGCCUAGUGACAAGACUGGUCACAUUGUGAUGGCUCACACAAAUGACUAUGGCUCAUGAAAGUGACUAAGCCAGCUAAAGGAAUGAAAAUUUGACCCAAAAAAACUCUGGGUGCUGCUACACAUAUAAAUGUAUUUGGGAAGGUCUAAUGUGCCAAACAAAUAACCUGUUAACUUAGGUUGGACUAUUUAUGAUUAUAUUCUGUGGACUGAUUAUGGAUUAAUGUUAAUUUAGUAUUGCAACCCUGAAUGAAUGUGCCAAGCACUGUGUGCAAUUCAAAAUUCUACUACUGUGCAGUAUACUGUAACCUUGACAAAAUUAGAUAUAAUAGAACAUUUGUUGGCAAUUUGAGUGGUCCAUAAAUAUACAAUAUAACUUAAGAUGAAAUUAUUAUUUUAGUUUUAGUUCUUUUUCAUUGUGGAAGCACUUGCUGUGACUCCUGUUAUGGAUUGUGUUGCAUGUUCCAUUGGCAGUUAAUGUUUCUCUCAGGGGUUAACUGUGCAUUCCUCUAGGAAUCAGUGUUGAGUGGAUAUGUUCAUGGUCACUUAAUGGAUGUGUGGUACUAAGAUGGUUUAUUGGUGAAAUAAAUUCAAGUGACAUGGUUUUUUUUUUUUUAUUUGAAGUAUAGCCCAUUAUCAUUUUCAAGUUUUUAUAAAUUGUGUUGAAUAUAGCCAAGUUUAAUAUAAGCCAAACUUUGUUGUGAGUGAGACCAGCCUUAUGUAUCCUCUAGUGUUCAACGCUGCCAUAUUCUGCUGCCGGGACAGUAACGUUGCAGAAUUUCAAAUAAAGAUAAUGCACUUUCA